Mesorhabditis spiculigera is the source of this 1803-nucleotide messenger RNA. The record is from the annotation of a GenBank genome assembly. NCBI's taxonomy places the organism in Eukaryota, Metazoa, Nematoda, Chromadorea, Rhabditida, Rhabditidae.
AUGGAAGAUGACGAGAAUUUUGUCUACGUGCUCGAGGACGAGGACCUCGAAAUUGUCGACCGGAACAACGAGGACAUUCAGAGCCCGCUCAGAUCGAUCAAUAUUGUUCUCCAAGAGGCGCAAGAUCUUCUUACGGAUGGCCCCAUGGACAAGGCGCCCAAAUCAAAGUCGAAGAUUUUGAUGGACGAGGUUGACGUAGAAUUCUCGCCGAUGACAAAAGUGCAACCCGGGCAGCCGAUUGAAGUAAUCGUCCGCCACAGCAAAUGGACGACGAAGGGCGAGCAUGACGAGGAGGAGCAGCCAGAGCCCCAGCGCGAAUCCCGCUCUCGGCAUCAGCGCAAGCCGUCGAAAUCUAUGUUAGGAGUUUUGCGAGAAGAAACCGAGGAGUUCUAUCGGCGCCGAGAUCAGGAAGAAGGGCUCGGCUCAUCAAAACAGGAGCCAGCGCAGCCGAUCAGCCACACCGGGAGCUGGAAAAAGGGCCAUCGCCGCGCCUUCAGCAUGCCCAACGCCAAGGGGGAGAAGAUGACGCUCGCCGUUAUUCAGGAUCAUAAGGAGUCGGACGACGGCAAUCUACACUCGCGGAAGAUCGUGCGCUACAAGCUGCGCGCAAAGCAGGACGACGGCCCACUGACUCGCGCCAUCUACAUCGCCGACCAAAAGAAUACGGUAUACGGGACCGUAGCCAUUCAGCAACCCCGAAAGCAGCAGGUUGUCCGUUUUGAGGAGGUUGGAGACGAUGACGAACACCCCGAUCAUGGACUAGAGGUCGAAAUUAAUGAAGAAGAGAUCACCUACCCGGGCGACCUCUCAACCGGCGAGGGCUCGCGGGUCGUCAUCAAGAAGUUCUGGGAGGCCAAAUGGAAGGUGCAGAACUUUGAGCUGCUUCCGGUUUGGCUGCAGGACAACGAGUAUUUGAAGACCGGCCACCGCCCGCCGAUGCCUUCAUUCAGCUCUUGCUUCAAGAGCAUCUUCGCCGUCCACACCGAGACGGGCAACAUUUGGACACACAUGUAUGGUUGUGUCGCCUUCAUCGGGGUCGCCAUCGGCUUCCUGUGCCAAAGUGACCUGAAGGUGCAAUUUAUGGAAAAGCUGAUUUUCUCGGCCUUCUUCCUCGGCGCCGUCAUCUGCAUGGGCAUGUCGUUCGUCUUCCACACCGUCCAGUGCCACUCCGACAACGUCAGCAAGUUCUUCAGCAAGCUCGACUACACCGGCAUCACCCUGCUGAUCGUCGGCUCGUUCAUUCCGUGGAUCUACUACGGGUUCUACUGCCGCCCCCAGCCGAUGCUCGUCUACAUUACUAUGAUCACGAUCCUCGGCAUCUCGGCGAUGGUCGUGUCGCUGUGGGACAAAUUUGCCGAGCCGAAAUUCAGACCUGUUCGCGCGGGCGUGUUCGUGGCGAUGGGGCUCUCUUCCAUUUUCCCUGCAAUCCACUUUUUCAUCACCGACGGCUUCUGGGUGAUGUGGAGAGAGGCGGCUUUGAUGUGGUUGCUGAUCAUGGCCUUCUUCUACCUCUCUGGUGCUGCGCUGUACGCCACCCGCGUGCCCGAGCGAUUCUUCCCUGGCCACUGUGACUACUGGUUCCAAUCCCAUCAACUGUUCCACACGUUCGUCGUCCUGGCCGCCUUCGUCCACUACUACGGGAUGUGCGAGAUGGCGGCGCAGCGGCUGGCGAUGGGCAGCUGCUCCGAGCAGCUCCUAAGAAGGUACGGCGUCGAGGCUAGCCCGUCGUGGCUGGGCACCCUGCUACAUCUCGACGAGCCGGCCGGGACGAUCAGCUGGACCCCGGAGAGCAUGAAAAACGUG